AUGCCUAAUGUAACCAUCAUAACAGAUUUCCACCUUCUGGGGUUUUCGGAGCAGAAAGAGCUUCAGAUUUUGCAUGUUCUAGUUUUCACAGCAAUGUACCUGGCUAUUCUCAUGGGGAAUUUUCUCAUCAUCAUUCUGGUAGCUCUUAACACCCACCUCCAGACCCCAAUGUAUUUCUUCCUUGUCAACCUAUCAAUAGUUGACCUUGGCUCCACCUCCGUCACCAUUCCCAGAUCAAUAGCCAAUGCCCUCAUGAACACAACAUGGAUUUCAUAUUCUGAAUGUGUUGCACAAAUGCUUUUUUUCCUCUUCUUCAUGUCAUCAGACAUUUUCCUUCUCACUGCCAUGGCCUAUGACAGAUAUGUUGCCAUCUGCCACCCACUGCACUAUACAUCUAUGAUGAAGUGGAGAAGCUGCAUCCAAAUGGCAGGUGGAGCCUGGAUGGCAGGUUUGGUCAAUGCUGCUCUGCAUACUGGUACAAUUUUUUCACUGCCCUUCUGCUCCAAUGUCAUCAAUCAGUUCUUCUGUGAAAUCCCACACCUUCUCAAGAUCUCCUGUGCUGACCCAUACUUCAGUGAAAUUUGGGUUCUCCUCUUUAGUAUAAUACUAGGUCUUCUCUGUUUUAUGCUAAUUGUUAUGUCCUAUGUGCAGAUCUUUACCACAGUGUUCAGAAUUCCCUCCAUGGCUAAUAGGCAAAAGGCCUUCUCUACUUGCAUUCCCCACCUUAUUGUUGUCUCCCUGUUACUUGGUACUGGUAUCUUUUCCUAUGUCAUACCAACGUCCAGCUCUUCCUAUCAUUUAGAUGAGGUACUUGCUGUGAUAUACUCAGUGUUGCCUCCAAUGAUGAACCCAAUCAUCUACAGCAUGAGGAAUAAGGACAUCAAAGCUGCCUUAUGGAAGCUGUUUUACUGGAAGCAUCCAAUAAAAAAUACAAAUCUAUAG
This is a messenger RNA of Elgaria multicarinata webbii, 942 nucleotides long. Its product is annotated as olfactory receptor 14A16-like. The transcript has a single exon. Gene Ontology annotation, cellular component: membrane. Gene Ontology annotation, molecular function: G protein-coupled receptor activity; odorant binding; olfactory receptor activity. The coding region runs from base 1 to 942 and encodes 313 amino acids. The record is from RefSeq and is a predicted model, not a curated record. Gene Ontology annotation, biological process: G protein-coupled receptor signaling pathway. Lineage: Eukaryota; Metazoa; Chordata; Lepidosauria; Squamata; Anguidae.